This is a messenger RNA of Larimichthys crocea (large yellow croaker), 2721 nucleotides long. It is a transcript of the gene foxb1a, whose product is annotated as forkhead box B1a. Gene Ontology annotation, biological process: anatomical structure morphogenesis; regulation of transcription by RNA polymerase II; cell differentiation. The record is from RefSeq and is a predicted model, not a curated record. The coding region runs from base 705 to 1646 and encodes 313 amino acids. NCBI's taxonomy places the organism in Eukaryota, Metazoa, Chordata, Actinopteri, Sciaenidae. Gene Ontology annotation, molecular function: DNA-binding transcription factor activity, RNA polymerase II-specific; RNA polymerase II cis-regulatory region sequence-specific DNA binding. The transcript has a single exon.
UCAUUACUUUACAAUAUGUCAAAUUAUUCCCAUGUCCACUCACAUUACACAUACAGACUACUUGUGAAUUGCAACUGUAAAGUCCGCUGAAGAAGUAUUAGCGCAUACCUUCACACACUGAGUGCCAUCGCAGUUCAAUUCCGGUUGCCGAGCCUUUUCACCCCAUUUUCUGUCUUCAAAUGGAAAUGAUUUCCAUUGGCCCAAGGUGUCCAUGUAAAUAGGUGUAAAUGAAACCAGAUUAUGCCUUCCUCCCAGCCCCCUCCCUCCCAUGGCAAUUGUCAUGUGAUAGCAAAGAGGUGGCACAUUAAUGGAGCGCCUCUACAGGGGUCUUUUCUGCUCAUGUCACUACAUAAAACUAUCAGAUGGUUAGAGGAAGGCCAUGGAGGCAUCCACUUAGCUCGUCUUAUCAAGGACGCCAAAUGAAGUCUAUUCAGCUCUGCUAGCGGGACAAGCUGACUUACUUUGCAAGAAAGACUUACAGCAGCCGUCACUCCAUAAAUGUGCACCGUCCGCCCGCCUGCACACUGCAGAGGCGCUCAACCUGGCUCUUUUACGCACAGCGCAAUUCCGGCUUUGCCCGUAUUGAAACUUUCCUCGGCUGUUGUUUUCAUGAAGAGCGGCAAGCUUUCGCUAAGGAAUUAAGGGGAGACUACUUUUUUUUUUAUUGCCUUUUUUUUUAUAUUUCUCUCCUGAAAACAUCGAGGAUGCCUCGUCCAGGGAGAAACACGUACAGCGACCAGAAGCCACCUUACUCCUACAUCUCCCUCACUGCCAUGGCGAUCCAGAGCUGCCCAGAGAAGAUGCUGCCUCUCAGUGAAAUAUACAAGUUCAUCAUGGAUAGAUUCCCUUAUUAUAGAGAAAACACUCAGCGGUGGCAAAACUCUCUGCGACACAACCUGUCUUUCAACGACUGUUUUAUUAAGAUCCCCCGGCGCCCAGAUCAGCCAGGUAAGGGCAGUUUCUGGGCUCUGCACCCGAGCUGCGGGGACAUGUUUGAGAAUGGAAGUUUUUUGAGGCGCCGCAAAAGGUUCAAAGUGUUGACUUCAUCCGAUCAUUUGGCUCCGAGUAAGCAGUCAGAUGCCGCCCAUUACCUCCAGCAGCAAGCCAAGCUGAGACUGAGCGCCCUGGCAGCCACUGGCACACACCUUCCUCAGAUGUCAACUUACAACCUCGGAGUGUCUCAGUCGUCAACUUUUAAGCAUCCGUUUGCCAUCGAGAACAUCAUCGCCAGAGAAUACAAGGUCCCGGGAAGUCUGGCGUUCUCCACCAUGCAGUCCAUGUCUGCCGGGUACCCUCUUCACAACCAGCUGACGACAGCCUGGCCCCACAUGUACAACACCAGCGUGAUUGACACGGCGGCCCCAAUCUCAAUGGCGAGCAGCGACUACAGUGCCUAUGGCAUGCCCAUCAAGUCCCUGUGUCAUGGUGGACAGUCCUUACCGGCUAUCCCUGUGCCAAUCAAGCCCACACCGACAUCCAUGGCCGGUUUCUCGGCGUUACCUCCACACAUCCCCGCGUUUCUAUCAAACUCUCCACAGUCUCUGAGCCCGACGUCCCCACAGACAGCGACGAGCCAAAGCAGCCCCGCGACCCCGAGCGAGACUCUGACGAGCCCCUCCACACUGCAGUCUGUGGCUGUGCACUGACCAGCUGAACUUUCCAACCAAGUUAAAACGAACUGGCUGGCUGGCUCCCAGGCUCCUCCAACCUUUUACCAAUUCCAAAGUUUAUAUUUUCUGUCGUCGGAAACUAUCAAGGCGAGUUGCAGUUGCAUAUCGAUUUAUUUGUGUAUAUGUGUUGAAUGUGUCGCUUUAAAUUGUGUCCGAAGUCCAGCACAGAAUCGCACAGCGAAGUUAUUGCUCUUGAAAAUAUAAAUUAUUUGAUAGUUCUAUUUUUCAGUUUUAUCGUGACAUGUGAGUGUUUAAAAAAAAAAAGUGGAGCCACUGAGGGGAUCCAAGGGAGGGGUGAAAGUGGAAGUUUGUUUUUUGGCACCAUCAACUCUGAUUUUUUUUCUUUCCUUUUUCUUUCUUUCUUUCUUUUUUUUUUUUGAAGUGCUUGUAAUUCCCGUGGCAGUUUUCAGUCUGAUCCAAUAGCAAAUCUUUUGCACCGUUUCUGUGUUGACCGUUGUAAUGUCAAUGAAAUUGCGAGGCAAUGGCUCUGUGUUUUUGUUUGCUUUUUAAUACCGGAAUGAUGGGUAAGGGUAUACCAAAUAGGAUUUUAGAUUUGUUCUUACCAUCCUUGUAAAAAACAAAACAAAACAAAAACAAAAACAAAACAAACAAAAAAAAAGCAAGCAAAGUGAAAUCUGAAAAAUGGAAAAAAUAGUAUUUGUGAGACGUCCUCAAAAUGCAAGAUGUGAAUAUUGCAAAUAACUGAUACUGAAAUGUUGUAAAAUGCACUUUUUAGUUUUAUGUUUUAGAUAUCUAUUUUCCAGAAAAUGUUCUGUGAAGCAUUUAAUUUAAAAGGCUGUGGUGACCAUGUGUAUCAGAUGCUGUAAAUUUGUACUAUUUUUUUUUUCUGUUUGUUUGUUUAGGUAAAGCAUGCAUUCUAAAAAAAACAAAACAAAACAAAACAAAACAAAUUUGUGUUGUUACUGUUGGUGUUAUAUUGCUGUUGUUUAUGUUUGUUUAUUUUUUUUCCCCUGCAAGCAUGCGUGCUUUCGAAAAGUGUGCAAACAGUCUGCAAUGAAUUUGGGGUGGGGGGGGCGGGCGGGGGGGAAAA